Blastomyces dermatitidis ER-3 is the source of this 429-nucleotide messenger RNA. Its product is annotated as DNA-directed RNA polymerase I and III subunit RPAC2. Gene Ontology annotation, molecular function: DNA binding; DNA-directed RNA polymerase activity; protein dimerization activity. Lineage: Eukaryota; Fungi; Ascomycota; Eurotiomycetes; Onygenales; Ajellomycetaceae. The record is from RefSeq and is a predicted model, not a curated record. Gene Ontology annotation, cellular component: RNA polymerase I complex; RNA polymerase III complex. The transcript is spliced from 4 exons. The coding region runs from base 1 to 429 and encodes 142 amino acids. Gene Ontology annotation, biological process: DNA-templated transcription.
AUGCCAGCUUCCACGCAUUCCCAAGAUGAAUCUAUGCCCGAUGCUGCUCCGCAAUCGCAUGAGCAAGAGCCGCAGCACCAAGAGCAAAUUGAGGACGAAGAAGAUACGAUCGAACUAGAUGGUCAGAGAAUUACCAUUUUACCUGGUGCUGCGGAGACGGCUGCCUCUUUCCAGUUCGAUAAGGAAGACCAUACCCUUGGAAACGCACUGAGAUACGUGAUUAUGAAAAAUCCCGAAGUCGAAUUCUGCGGAUACACAAUGCCACAUCCUUCAGAAGCUAAAAUGAACCUGCGCAUCCAGACAUAUGACACGACAAACGUCUUUGAAGUCCUGGAAAAGGGUUUUGAUGACCUCAUGGAUCUGUGCGAUACGGUAACAGAGACCUUCAUGGAGGCAAAGAAUGCCUUCGGAGAAAUUCAGAGCCAAUGA